Messenger RNA from Brassica napus (rape), 1168 nucleotides. Its product is annotated as oleosin-B2-like. Gene Ontology annotation, cellular component: extracellular region; membrane; monolayer-surrounded lipid storage body. The transcript has 3 exons. Gene Ontology annotation, biological process: lipid storage; sexual reproduction. The coding region runs from base 28 to 723 and encodes 231 amino acids. The record is from RefSeq and is a predicted model, not a curated record. Lineage: Eukaryota; Viridiplantae; Streptophyta; Magnoliopsida; Brassicales; Brassicaceae.
ACUACACAACUCCAUAAGAUCUGAAGUAUGAGUGGGGAACUCUGUCAAAGCGAAUAUCAUUCUCAGUUAUCCAAAUUCAACAUUUUUCUCGAAAUGUUCUCUUUUCUCAUCCCAUUGUGGGACGCUAAUAAGGUUACUAUUGCUUCUGUGGCCUCCGUAGUCUUCUUAGCCUUUGCCGGUUUAACAAUGGCCGUUUCGGCCGUGGCAUUAGUUGUAUCCGCACCGCUUUUCAUCAUAUUCAGCCCGAUUCUCGUACCCGCGACUAUAGCCACUACCCUCCUAGCCACUGGGUUCACGGCCGGUGCCACUCUCGCACUGACUGCCAUUGGCCUCAUCAUAGGGCUCAUUAGGACUGCGGAAGGAACUCGGUUGGCUCUGUCCGCCCAAAGAACAUUGAAAUUGCUAAAGUUUUCAGGUGGAUAUUGGGGAUUCUGGGGAGGAAAAACAUUUUCAGGAUCAUUCGGAGACAUUUUAAAAUGGUUACAAAAACAACCUUGGUUCAAAGGUAUACCGGCAGGCGGAGCAGCACCCCCGGCAGCGGAAGCUGCACCAGCGGCAGCGGAAGCUGCACCACCGGCAGCGAAAGCUGCACCACCAGCUGCAGGCGGAGCUGCACCACCAGCGGCAGGGGGAGCUGCACCACCAGCGGCAGACGGAGCUGCACCACCAGCGGCAGACGGAGCUGCACCACCAGUGGCAGGCGGAGCUGCACCAAGCAUGUAGCAUACGUAAAUUAUUGAAUCUGAAACCAAGCCAUUAAGGAUUUUAUGACUCGGAAACUAAAAGGAGACCAAGCCUUUUGAAUACGUUUUACGUAAUAUUGAAUCUGUUUAUAUUGAUAGAAGUAAAAGACUCGAUACAAAGUUUAUUGAAAAAUAAAGCAAAUCUAACCACACGAUUGUGGCGAGUGGUAAAGCGAGGUUACAAAGGUGAUAAGUACCCCGAGUUCAAAAUUCACCAUUUCAAGAUAUGUCUACUUGCGUGCUUAGGUGAUAUAUAUGGAUCAUGUGCUAGUUCUGUGUAUAUUAGUUCUUAAGCUAUUUCAGGAUCAUUUGCUAGUUCUGUGUAUAUUAGUUUCCUUUCAAUUGUACUUCACAUGUUCAACGACGCUACAUUCAGAUUGUAAUUCGUAGUGAUGAAAAUAGCAAAGCUCAUUGAUUAUUAUUAU